CGCAUGCCACCCACCUCGUCUCGACGAAGCCUCGGCGGCCUCGACGCCCAGAACUGCCGCGCGCGGCGCGCGGACGCGGGCCUCCUCCUGCGCCGGUCGAAGCGCGAGCUCGACCUGCGGCGGAGGCGCAGUGGCAGCGGCGGGCCGUCCUCGCUGCUCGAGGACCCGCGCGCUUUGGAGGGCGAGGAGGCGUCGCCACGAUGGGACGAGAUGGGGGUGGCGGAGCAGGUUGCGCAGUGCGCGAUCCGCACCAUCGACUACGUGCGCCACGGCCGGCACGAGGAGCGCGUCAGCGGCGGCGUAGCGGCGACCGAGAGGUGCGUCGGUUGCGUGCGGCGGCUGCGGCGGCUACUCACCGCGCCGGAGGAGGCGCCCAUCGACGCGGUGAUCCAGGCGGGUCUGGUCCCGGCGCUGGUUGAGCUCCUCGCCCUUCCUCCUCCAGAGUGCAGCUCUCACGCUCGGCGCUCAACCUCGAGUCGUCGCAUGCCCUCGCCAGCGUCACCGCCGGCACGCCCCGCCAGGUCCGUUCCGCCGUCGAGUCGGGCGUGCUGCCGAGGCUCCUCGAGCUGCUCCGCGGCGGCGCCGGCAUGCAGCACCAGCACCACCAGCACCAGCAGCACCAGCACCAGCAGCAGCACCACCAGCACCACCAGCAGCACCACCACCAGCAGCAGCACUGGUGGUGCGCGUCGCACGCGCUUUGGUGCGUCUCGAACUUGGCUGCUGCGGGCUCGGAGUACCGCGAUGCCCUCCUCGGAGGCGGCGCCUUGCCGCUCGUGGCGAGGUUGGCGGCGGUGCUGCUCGCCGGGAGCGGCGCGUGCUGCGAUGGCGGCGACGGCGCCCCGUCUCGCAUCGAGUGGCUGAUGGGCACGCCGCUCGUGUCGCUGGUGGUGCAGCGGCUGACCGUCGACGAGUUCGGCGUCAAGCGGCAGGCGCUCGGCGUGGUUGCCAACGUGCUGCAAGCCUUCCAGGCGGACCCGCGCCCGUCGACGGCAGGGUGGGCCGCGUCGCUGGUGUACGAGCACGGCGCGGUCGCGCCGCUGGUGGCGCUGCUUGACGUGCACGACGCCGACGUGCUGCGCGUUGCCCUCCACGCGAGCGGUGGUGUGCUGGCCGCCGGCGAGCAGCUCGCGCGGGGCUCGCGGGGCGGCGCGCUGCUCGACCGGUACUUUGGCGGCGUCGGAGACGCGAUGGACGCGUCCGAAGACGCCGCGGCGGCGGACGGCUGCGCCUUCACGGGCGGCGGCGAGGGGCGCGAGCCCCGCGCCGUCUACGUCUUUUGAGGCUCCGGCUCGGGUCGCGGGGAGGCUCGGUGCACCCUACUUUUUGUACGACCUUCGUACCGGCUGCAUGGUUCUGUCUCGGCCCCCACGAGAGUGGGCGUGCGCGUACAGUGUUUGUCGAAAACGCAGGCUGUCGCGAGAAUGAGAUACCAUGAGCGAGCUAUAUCAUCCUGCUCGGCUCCAGCCAGUAGACAAGUCUUGUCAUCAACAGAGUAGAAGGAUCUGAC
Molecule: messenger RNA, 1510 nt
Organism: Emiliania huxleyi CCMP1516
Lineage: Eukaryota; Haptophyta; Isochrysidales; Noelaerhabdaceae
Exons: 6
Coding region: 4-864 (286 amino acids)
Source: RefSeq, a predicted model, not a curated record